AAACAACGCUUAUCCGAGGAGGAGAGACGGUGCCACCAGAUAUUUCGUCUGACGGCAAGUGACAAGGACGUGUCCUACGAGUGGUACAAGAACCGCAUCGAGAACAGAGUCGAAGGCACCUGUCACUGGUUCCUCAACCACAGCAACUUCCGACACUGGCUCGAGCAGGCGUCGGGACCACUUUUGGUGUCGGCAGACCCUGGAUGCGGAAAGUCCGUCCUAGCCAAGUACCUGGUUGACCACGCACUCCCUCAGGCGGCACCCGACGCCUGCAUUUGCUAUUUCUUCUUCAAGGACCAGAAUCAGAACACAGUCCGCCAAACCCUCUGCGCUCUGCUGCACCAGCUCUUCUCUCACAACCCUUUGCUCAUCCGCUAUGCGAUGGGAAAGUAUGAGAAAGAUGGCCCCGGUCUGGUAAAUACCACACCCUCGCUGUGGGCCAUCCUGGAAAAUUCCUUACGGGACCCGGAGGCGGGUUCCAUGAUCUUCGUCUUGGAUGCGCUGGACGAAUGUCUCGACCACGAGUUCCGAUAUUUGGCAAGGAGGUUGAAAGAGCUUCAUCGAGAACUAUCACAGCAGUCCCGAGGCAGGAUGCGAUCGCUGUUAACCUGCUGUCCGUACGAAGGCAUCGUGGGCGAGUUCCGGGACCUGUGCGACGAGUUCCCCUACAUCCGCAUCCCGGGAGAAGACGAGUCACACGCCAUCAGCAGCGAAGUAAACCUUGUCAUCGCGCACCGAGUCGAAGAGCUCGCUCGGAAGCAGCAACUACCGCAGAACCUCAAGGACAUGCUGAGGAACCGGCUCCUCGAGGUCAAUCAUCGCACGUACCUUUGGGUAUACCUCGUGUUUGACCACUUGCGUGAAUCUGUCUUUAAGAAAACGGAGAAGGCAGUGAUGGCCAUCAUCGCAACGCUUCCCGAGAGUGUCAACCAAGCGUACGAGAAGAUUCUCAACAACAUUAUCUUGGCGGCGUCCCGACCCCUGGCACUGAUGGAAAUGAACGUCGCUGUUAACGUACUCAUUGACGACGACGGCUCGAUCCACAAGCUCGAAGACCUCGACCUAGAGGACGAAGACGACUUCGCAUCAUGCCUCAGGUCAUGGUGCGGCUUGUUCGUCUCAGUCUACCAUGGCAAAUUGUAUUUCCUGCACCAGACCGCCCGAGAGUUUCUCCUCGCCGAUCCAUCACAGUCUCUGAAUCCGAGGAGUCCCCUGGGAUCAGGGAUGCAGUGGCACAAGUCCAUCACAGCCCGCGACGCUCACGCUGUCCUUGCCAGGGUCUGUGUCGCGUACCUC
Molecule: messenger RNA, 1296 nt
Organism: Chaetomium strumarium
Lineage: Eukaryota; Fungi; Ascomycota; Sordariomycetes; Sordariales; Chaetomiaceae
Exons: 2
Source: RefSeq, a predicted model, not a curated record